AUGAAUAGCAAUUCGAUUUUCGAAAAUCUGAGCGACUUCUCAAAUUCGUACGUGGACAAAAUUCAUAGAAGCAAAGAGGAGGACGACCCCAAUAUAGCCUUCCUGUGCAAUACGAAGGAAGCAGUUCUACAUAAGAGAAGGGUGAACAUUGAUAAUUUACUCAUAAACAGUGAGUACAAUUUCGUAGCGCAGUUAAACAUAGUUAAUAAGCCGAUCUCUGUGGAACCCUACACACGAGACGUUUCUCACCAUGUGAGGGGAACUAAACGGAGUGAUAAAAGGUUUGGUGGUGCAGAUGCGGACCCAAGCCAGCAAAGGGUGCGACCGAAAAUGGCCUCCAAAGUGCUGCCCCCGGUGGGGCAACCCACAAGGAAAAAGGCCGACCAAAAUGGUAGGCAUAGGGUUAAGCAAGGGGUUAAACAAAGGAUCGGGCAAACAAUUCGAAACAAUUCAGCAAAAGAGGUGGGUCGAGGAAUAAGACAAAGCACAUCCCAAACGGUACGACUAAAGAGUAGACAUGACGAGAAACCCGGGGAGAUGCACACAAACGAAGGAGGCCAAGACGUGCGCGAAGAAAAGCAUCUCAGAAGCCCCACCUCUUCCUCGGAUUGGUAUGACAAAAACAUGUACAGAAAUUAUUACCUACUGAACAAAAGUUGCGCAUACUUAAAGUCCAAAUGUGUUAGGGAUACAGUUUUAGAUCCAUAUGGAAUGGAGGUGGAGGAACGGAUCAAUGGAAGCUACCAGGCUAAUCUUCGUGAUGAAAAUGGUCACACGUGUGGCCGGAGUUAUCCUUAUGAUAAUACAAAAGUUCGUAAAAAAAGGGCGUUCCAUUUCAAAAUUGAUAAGGAAAAAGCUUCUGAUUUGGGAACAUAUAAUGGUAAUAUGAGCUCGGACAUAUUACUAUAUAAUAGCCAAUGUGAUUAUGGUAAGUACCCUGAUAAAAUAGAGACAUAUGAUUUUUUAGAAGAAUGUGAGUAUGAAAAUGGCACCAAUUCUGCGGACCAAACAAAGUACGACGAUGGUGGAUCAUCUCUCGAGAUGCUACACAUUCUUGAAAACGAAAAAGACAACAACAUUUCGGAUAUGAAAAAUUUAUCCGUGCGCAAACAUUCAUACAGACACAGAGGAGAAACCUAUUCGGAGCUAAAAAAACCAUCAUCCAGGAACAUGUCUCAAUUGAUGAAAAUAAAAUUUUUAAUAGAUAAAAAAAAAAAUUCAUCCAAGAGAAAAAAUGCAAGUUCCCCAUUUUCUCAUUAUAAAAAUAACAGUACACUUGUAAAAUUCCUCAUGGCUGAAAUAAAAAUAGAAACAAAGUUAUACAAGUUAAUUUUAUUCCUAUUCCUUUUGAUAUUCUUGUCACUCUUUAAGGAUAUGCCUAAAUACAUAGUUAUUACAAGAAAGUGCUACAACAUAUAUGAAAGUCCAAUAAAAUCAAUUAAAAGAAUAUUAAAAUAUGUAAUUUGGGCUUUAAAAAUUGGGUAUAAAUUUACUUCUCCAUUUAUUCUGUAUAUGUUAUCAUUUUUUGGUGUAAUAAUUUUCCGCAUUUUUUUACUUCUCAACAUUCCAAUCUUCCUUUUGCUAUUUUAUUGCAAAUUUUUUUUGAAAAAUGAGGAGCCCACUGUUAAGCUGUACCUCCUUUUUGUUGUCAACAUGUACAAGUAUAUUGUUUUCCAUUUUGCUCACAUUUUAAAGAAUUAUUCCAAUGACAUUUGUUUCCGUGAUUUUUUGUCCGUCAUUUGUGUAUCCUUUCAUUUCAUUUUUGUUUCCCUCUAUCGAAUUGUGCACAGAAUUUACACUCAUAAAGUUCGCUAA
Plasmodium coatneyi is the source of this 1815-nucleotide messenger RNA. RefSeq lists its product as uncharacterized. The record is from RefSeq and is a predicted model, not a curated record. The transcript has a single exon. Lineage: Eukaryota; Apicomplexa; Aconoidasida; Haemosporida; Plasmodiidae. Bases 1 to 1815 code for a protein of 604 amino acids.